This is a messenger RNA of Tribolium madens (black flour beetle), 910 nucleotides long. It is a transcript of the gene Mlc2, whose product is annotated as myosin regulatory light chain 2. Gene Ontology annotation, molecular function: calcium ion binding; myosin heavy chain binding. The record is from RefSeq and is a predicted model, not a curated record. The coding region runs from base 115 to 714 and encodes 199 amino acids. Gene Ontology annotation, biological process: locomotion; post-embryonic development. Gene Ontology annotation, cellular component: myosin II complex; cytoplasm. NCBI's taxonomy places the organism in Eukaryota, Metazoa, Arthropoda, Insecta, Coleoptera, Tenebrionidae. The transcript is spliced from 3 exons.
UGGCUAGCAAAAUUACGUACGCCUGGCGUCGAGCCGAGCUUAUUUAAGGCUCCCGUCCCGUUUCCACAGACCCAGUCGCGGGUUUUCCUCCAGUAGACUCUUUAACACAACAAAAUGGCGGACAAGGAGAAGAAGGUCAAGAAGAAGAAGAAGGAAGAUGCGCCUGAGGCAGCCCCGGCUCCAGCCGAAACCAGGACCUCCUCCAAAGGCUCCUCCAAGAAGGUCAAAAGGUCCGGUUCCAACGUCUUCUCCAUGUUCUCGCAGGCUCAAGUGGCCGAGUUCAAGGAGGGUUUCCAACUCAUGGACCACGACAAGGACGGCAUCAUCACCAAGGCCGACCUUCGGGCGACCUUCGACGCCGUGGGGAAGCUCUCCAACGAGAAGGAGCUCGAUGAGAUGAUCAACGAAGCCCCUGGACCACUCAACUUCACCCAACUGUUGGGCUUGUUCGGUACCCGCAUGCAGGACUCCGGUGGUACCGACGACGAUGAGGUCGUCGUYGCCGCYUUCAAGUCCUUUGAYGAGAACGGUACCAUCGACAGUGAAAGAUUUAGGCACGCGCUCAUGACCUGGGGGGACAAAUUCACCGCCAAGGAGGUCGACGAUGCUUUCGAUGCUAUGGACAUCGACGACAAAGGCAGGAUUGACACCCAGGGUCUCAUUCAACUCUUGACCGCCGCUCCAGAGGAAGAAGGCGAAGGUGAAGCCGCCUAAAUCAUCAGUUCUCAUCACUUUUAUCAUCAUCUCGUCAUAACUGCAGUUAUCUCAUCAUUUGGAAUAUGUCACUUAGUGGCAUGGUUUACGUCAUUUGAGCUCAUUAGAAAAAAAAUGCCAUUUUGUACAUGUUGUACUUAACAGCAGUCGCUUUGCCACCACGCGACUCGCUGAAUAAAUCAUUAAUUUUAUAUUA